ACUAGCUUGAAUGUAACGUUAACUUCAACUUGCCAAACUACCAUACGGAAAAGAGACGAUUAAGAGACAAACUGGAAUUACUUACUUUUUAAUGUAACGUUACAUUCAGCUUAUUAGAAGAGUCUUCCAGGAAUCGGAAAGUAUCUUCAAAACUAGGACAGGCUUAACGGUGUUGUGAUAAGCUGCUGUGAAUAUCCAUCAAGAAAUCCGACCAGCCCACCACCACCACCACCAGCAGCAGCAGCAGCACCACCAGCGGACUGUCUCUCUUCAUCUCCCCCUCCUCUCCUCUCCUCCUCUAUAUGUUACAUCUCCAGCCCCUCUCCCCUCCUCGCUGUUUUACGCAAGCGGACGUUCGCGGCACAGCGACACAAGUGCGCACUAACAGGCGGAGAGAGAGGCACGGCGAGGCGGAUACGGACGACGGCAGCGGCGGCGGGUACCGGAGCGACGACGACGCGGCGGUCGGUGGUGUGUCUGUCUGUCUUUUGUGUUGGUCACCGGGCGGACUGGAUGGUGGAUUUGUUUAUUCUCUGGAUUAGGAUCAACUUCGCAUGGGACAAAAACCCGCCUUCUUUUUUCUCUCAUGUCAUCCAGCGAUUUGUUUCGCCCGGCGUGUUGACGCCAGUGGAGAGAGAGGAGAGAGAAGAGGAAGCUAUAUACUGGAGGAGCGCAAAUUGACAGAUAAACGACAUGAAUAUACACGCGUUUCCGUCCACCAGCUGUACAGGAUAGAUGCAAACAACAAUGCGUGAUCUUAAAUGUGAUUUUUAUUCAGGAGCAUAUAAUAUAAUGCGGCUCGGUUUGAACGGAGGAAAAGAUGCUCUGCUGCACGCUUGAGGUUCAUUUUGCACCGUAGGGCAAUGUGUUAUUGACGAAUGGAAUAAUGCAUCGAGACACAACUUUAUUCACAGAUUAUAUCUCAUAAAAGUGCAUUUAUUUGCGAGAGCCUGGCGUGUAGCUCUAGUAAUCCUGUUAUUCUUGAAUAUAUAGCUUCAGUAAACGCCACAUUUUUCUGUCAGCCCUGGAGCCACUGUGCUGCUGUUUUACGGGUUUUUAAACCCUGCAGUCUGUUGAUGUUAGUGCGUUAUGUAGGCUGCAUAAACCCCCUCCAAAUCCCUCAAAGAGCUGUGUCGCCAUAUGAUUGGUAAAUUAUUCUGUGUAGGCAGGCCUAACCUUCUUCUGCUUAUGCAGAUAUACAAUCGAUAGCUGAGAUAAAGACAGCUGUGGCAGGCAGUUUAUACUCUGGAAGUGUCACCGGGGGUGUGUUUUAAAAUCCCUGCAUAUCUAGUUAUACACAUGCCCCAACGCAGCAGCAGAGAGGAGGCUGCUCAGUAAGAGAGGCUGUCAAAACACACUGUGGUGUGUUGGUGGAGGAAAUACCGUUAAAGCAACGUCUUCAAGGAAAAGUUUCAAUGGUUUUCCGAAAGUUGCCCGGCGUGUCGGCAUCGGGCAUGGGUCUGCGCCUGUCCCAGAAAUUCGUCUUUCUGCUCUUUCUGUCGGGUUUGGUAACGCUGUGUUUUGGGGCCCUUUUCUUUCUCCCCGACUCCGUCCGACUAAAGCGCAUUUUCUUGUCCAAGACGGAGACCCAGCCCGUCACGGUGGGCUCCGGGUCCGGGUCCGAGAACGAUGCCAGGGAGCACUUAAAGAGACCCAUCAAGGAGCAGGAGCAGCACCCGCCGCGGGGCAUGACCUCAGCCAAAGGAGAGACCACCAGCAGCAAGCUGAAGAGUACCAGCCGAAAACUACCGGUCCCCCCAGUCCCAGUCGUCUCUCAUGAGACCACCGAGGAGCGGCUCGCCGGGGGGAAAGCGCAGGAGGACUUGACUCUGCCCAGGUCCAAAACGGAGUCCGCGUCGGCGAGAUCCACCUCCUCGGACCACGGUGCCAACUCGGAUAUUUUCAGUUACGACAAGUUCAAAGGAUGUCUGCUCAAACCCCCGCUGGGAAGAGACAACGGCAAGCCGAGCGACCCCCAGACCGACGAGCGCAGGGAGAAAGUCAAAGAGAUGAUGAAGUUUUCCUGGGACAACUACAAGCGCUACGCCUGGGGCAAGAAUGAGCUGCGGCCUUUGACGAGAAACGGGCACAUUGGCAACAUGUUUGGUGGCCUGAGAGGAGCCUCCAUCAUUGACUCACUGGACACACUCUAUAUUAUGGGACUGAUGGAAGAGUAUAACGAUGCCAAGGAAUGGGUGAAGACCAGCCUGGACCUAAACUCGAACGGGGAGGCAUCCCUCUUUGAGGUGAACAUCCGUUACGUUGGCGGGUUGCUGGCGGCGUACUACCUGACAGGAGAGGAGAUGUACAAGGCUAAAGUAAUGGAGCUGGGAGAGAAGCUGCUGCCUGCCUUCAACACGCCAACAGGAAUCCCCCGAGGAGUCAUCAACCUGGGGAGCAGUGGCACCAGUUGGAGUUGGGGCUGGGCCUCAGCUGGGAGCAGCAUCCUGGCUGAGUUCGGGACCCUUCACCUCGAAUUUGUCCAUCUGUCGGAGCUCUCCAGGAAUCCCAUCUACACAGAGAAGGUUAUGAACAUCAGAAAAGUACUGAACAAGAUUGAAAAACCCCACGGCCUGUACCCCAAUUUCCUCAGUCCAGUCAGCGGCAACUGGGUCCAACAUCACGUUUCCAUCGGUGGCCUCGGGGAUAGUUUCUACGAGUAUCUGAUCAAAUCGUAUCUGAUGUCAGACAAGACGGACGACGGCGCAAAGAAGAUGUACUACGGCGCGUUGGAGGCGAUUGAAGCGAACCUGGUGCAGAAGUCUCCCGGUGGUCUCACCUACAUGGCCGAGUGGAGGGGAGGGAUCCUGGACCACAAGAUGGGCCACCUGGCCUGCUUCUCCGGGGGCAUGAUCGGCAUCGGAGCUGACGAUGGAGCGCCGGAGAAGAGGCAACACUACCUGGACCUGGCUGCUGAGAUCACACACACAUGUCACGAGAGCUACACUCGCUCAGCCACCAAAUUGGGACCUGAGGCGUUCCGAUUUGACGGCGGAGGAGAAGCCACAGCAACCAGGAUGGGCGACAGAUAUUACAUCCUACGACCAGAAGUCAUCGAGAGCUACAUGUACAUGUGGAGACUGACCCACGACCCCAAGUACAGAGAGUGGGGUUGGGAGGCUGUUGAGGCCCUGGAACAGCACUGCAGAGUAGAGUCUGGCUUCUCUGGGAUCCGUGACGUUUACACCAUGUCAGCGAGCCACGAUAACAUGCAACAGAGCUUCUUCCUCUCAGAGACACUCAAGUAUCUGUACCUGCUCUUCUCUGAUGACGAUCUUCUCCCACUGGAGGACUGGGUCUUCAAUACGGAAGCCCAUCCGCUGCCCAUCGUUCGCAAGAGCUGCAUGCAGGACGAAGCGAUACAGGAUAAGACAGUCUCCGAAUAAGACUGAACAACAACUGAGACAGUUACAGACACAUUUGCACAGUUCAUGUGCACACACAGAGUCACACAAAUAUUGCAAAACACCAAUUCAAUGCAGGUUCAGAGUCUUUUCAGGAGCGUGUUAUGGACUCUCGAUUCCUUUCCAGUAAAGGAUGUUGUCGUUUUACGCUGUGAUUGUAUAUCCUUUCGCCGGGGUUAAUUCCUGCUGGCACUUCUUUUUUGUGGACAAUCAAGACAAACAUGACUUUCAUGAAAAGAGCACCUUUUUCUUUCCUUCUUUCCUCCGUGAGGAAACCAGUAUAACUUGCAGACCCAAAUGUAAUGGGAGAAGGGUUGAACUAUGGGCCAUAUUGUUAGAAAGAGAGAGAAACGCAUAGAAAACCACUUGAGUUUUGCUCUUUGAGUUCGUUGUUUUGUUGAUCUUAAGUGAUGAAUGAUUUCCUUAUAUCUCGUCAUUGCAUUUUUUCCUUUGUGAGUACACUCUUUGACCAAAGGUUUCUUUGCAUUUCUAUUCCCCCUCUUUUCCAGUAAUGUGUUUUUGGUGAGAAUUGACAGAAAGUAAAAUUUACUAGAAGGCUUGAAUUGUAAUGAAUUAAUGUACAGACAAACACAAAAUGUGAUUCUCGAAAUCCACCUCCUAACUAAUGUUGAUGUCAUGUUUCUUACUGAAACAAGCUUGAAUGAAUUUCUUAAAAGUUCGGGGGUGUCAGGAAAGUGGCAGUGUCUUAUGCAUCCAGGGACCAUUUAAAAAAAACAAACGAUGUUGAGUUUCCACUGUAUGCUUGGGUUAUUUUGUGAACAGGACAAUGCUUUCUCAGUCCUCUCAGCCUUUCCAAUCAAAGUAACAAUGGAGUACUGUCAGUUCUGUGGCUGUAAUACAUGCAUAAAGGGAAAAGAAUACAUUCGCUAGCCAGCUCCAAAUGGGUUUUCCUGUUUCUGUUGUAGUUUUUCUGCUUCACCCUGCCUUUACAUGUGAAUCAUACGGCUGCCGAUACCGAUGUUAAAGGCUGCGAGCCCGGAGAGCGGAGACGAGUUUUCAUUUUCAUCACUGUUCUUUUUCAUCACUGCUGUCCUGCACAGUUUGUGGAGCGAAUGUGCUGUACAUACAGAUGAAGUGAGUGACCCCUGUAUGAGCUUGUCUUGAUUUUAUUUUGUGAUCUUUUCUUUUUUUUUCUAAACUUCAGUGGUUAUUUUUUCUGGGUUCUCUUUUUAUUUGCUUCCCUCAGGUGUUUCAGUAAAAAAAACUAAAAAGUUAUGACUUUAAGUCUAGUUAUUGCUGAUAUUAAUUAUUACUUAUUCUUACUGUUUGAUUUAACUUUCAUUGUUGAAUAUUUUCAAAUACUGAUAAAAAGACCUGUGCAACUUUGUACAUUUAAAACAA
Molecule: messenger RNA, 4766 nt
Organism: Sebastes umbrosus (honeycomb rockfish)
Lineage: Eukaryota; Metazoa; Chordata; Actinopteri; Perciformes; Sebastidae
Product: mannosyl-oligosaccharide 1,2-alpha-mannosidase IA
Exons: 13
Coding region: 1416-3386 (656 amino acids)
Biological process (GO): N-glycan processing; carbohydrate metabolic process
Cellular component (GO): extracellular exosome; endoplasmic reticulum; Golgi membrane
Molecular function (GO): mannosyl-oligosaccharide 1,2-alpha-mannosidase activity; calcium ion binding
Source: RefSeq, a predicted model, not a curated record